GUGGGCGUGUGUGGGUGUUGGGUGGUGUUUCUCCGUCCAACAGCGGAACGGGACAAGUCUGCCAGCUGAGUGGAACAGGAACGGUGCCCCAGGCACACCAAAGAGAGGAGCAUGUGGUACUUGCUAGAUGGAGGCAUGGCUGCCAUCCCACCAAAACAGUCACCCAGUCCCAUUCGUGCCAUCUCUUGAGGAACGGAGGGAAAGGUGAAUGGGAGCGGGCCAGGCCCGCCAUUGGGCACGUCCAGAUAGAUAGAGCUACUGAGCUACUCGACACAUGGGCAAGACCGACGAGGGGAUGCUGUGCGAGAUCAGAUCUCUCCGUCUCUCUCUUUUCCUCGCACGUAUGCACACACGGACCCAAUCAAAAAGUUCCUUCUGGCCCAGGAAGCCCAACAGACGCACACACCUCCUAUCCUCACAUCUGGGUGAAAAAAAUGUGUGUCCAGUGAUGGUGGUUGAGCUGAGGUUUUGCCUUCUGGUGGUGCGUUGGUUGGCUGGUGGGCUGGUUGGUUGGUUGGUUGGUUGGUUGGUCUUGCAGCGAGUAAGCUCGAGCACUAUUGUACUGCACACACACUCUGUCUGUCGUUUGUUAGCUAGUUUCUAAGAGCUAGAAACAAAUGUGGUGGUGCUGGCGGUUGUUGUAGUUGUGGAAGGAAGCACUUUGCCUAAUGGACGGAAGAAGGACCACCAACACCACCACCAUCACCACCAUCACUAACUUGGGAUCUUUCAACCACUCUUGUCGCCAUUAUUUGGACCGUAGCACCAACCCGAUCCUACCACAACCGGAAAAACAAUGAUGGGGAUCUCUGCUAUGAUAAUAACAAGUGCUGUUCUCAUUCAGAAAAAAGUGCUAAAGUAAAAAAAAUAACACAAAACAAUAACAUGGAGUUGAAUGGUUCAGCAGGACAAGUACUCGAAAGUGAACAAGUGACGGAUUGCCUUGGACCAAUUGCAAUCCUUUGAAGACGGGCCAGAGCCACCAGAAUCGUCACGAAUCUGACCAUCCAUAGGGAGGCCAAUCAUCCACAGUCCCUUGCCAAUUUGCAUGGACUGGCAUUGUGCUGCUCCGUUGAAAACGGGACACAUCUUACGCACUACUUGUCGUGAGAUUGAAAACCGCCAUCGCCAAGAUGUCCCUUCAGAAUCAGCACACUUCACUGGAUCAAAUGCAGGAAAAGAUUACAGAGACCCUGUCGGCUAGCUCUCAACUCCCCGAGGAAACGAAACGAAACCUUCUGGAAGUGCUAGCCAAAUUAGAAGGCGAACUUCAAGCUCGAGAUCUAGCCUUAUGUGCCCUGAAGAGCCAAUGCCUCAAGUACGUGUUGAACCACAUCAAUGCCAAUCAGAACUACUUACACGAUCCAUUCUUCGCUCUGCAAAGAGAUGAAUAUCCCAACGCCUCGGCCGGGUCCAAUCCCAAUGACACCUUCCAUGUUUGGCUGCACCCAAAUCAAUCGGUCGACGCCAAAUUGGCUAGCCUGGAAACGCUCUCAGUGAAACAAAAGACGGCCAUCCGAAAAUUGGCGACCCUCUUGCGUGAUUUAGAAACUCAGAAACAGAAUCUCGAGAUAGAUCUGGAUCUAUUACGGUCGAAUCGUUUUGAGGCGGUCAAGGCCAUUACAACCCAGCCAGAGCCCGCCCCUAAGGCUAAUGGGAAUCCAAAUGAACCUCCCCCUGCCGAAGAAGAUUCAGCAAACUUAGAGGACCUGAAACAAGAGAUUGAAAGGCAGCAGCAAGAGAUCGAAUCUUUGAACAAGUUGGUGAAAGAUGAGCGAGAGCAAAAAAUGCAGAUGAUCCUGUUGCUGGUGAGUGACCGGAAAAAGAUCGCCACCCUGUAUCUGGAGGAAAAGCGCCGAUCCGACGAGUUGGCCUUGGUCUUGCGGGAGGAGAAGAAAAAGACCAAAAUCAUGGCCACCGAGUUGGAGGAGGAGAGCAAACGAUCCUUGGCCCUUGAUCAGGAAGUCGAGCAAUACAUUCGGGAAAUCAAAGCCCAUCGUGAGGAGAGCAAAGUCCUCAUCAAAGAAGAAAGCCGGAAAGCUGCCGAAUUCGAGGAGGCCCUAAGGCGAUCUCGUCAGGAAUCUGAGCAUUUAAGGAAGCAACUGGCCGAAGCUCAUCGAGUGGCCAUGAGUCAAGCCUCCGUUUCCUUACCUCCUCCCCCACCCCCAGUUCCCACUCAACAGGGGCCUUCUAGCAAUGCAAAUAUGAAUUAUGCUUCGCUGGGCAUGGGCGGCCCCGGAGACAACAGCAGCACAUAUAUCUCUUCCCAAGAAGUCUAUGUUCCCGCCGUGAACAAGCUUUCAUCCACCAUCAAAAUGGGACCCAAGACAAAAGAGGACCUGGGAAAGUUGGACAACUCCGAUAACGGUUUCUUGAUGAAAGGUCGUUCGACACGCACCAAGGCCCUGAGUGAUCAUUCGCAAUAUCCGUCUUCCGGCUCAGGGAUGAACACCGUGGUGAAGAAAGUCCCGAUAUCAAACACCUUCACCGGCUCCAAAAUUGGCAAUGCUCCACCCCCCAUCCCGCCCAACAAACCGGCGCUCAAUCUGUAUAAAAGUAGUGCCUCGGCCCUACCGCAAUAUUCAAGCGUGAAAACCGUCACAACGUCGUCGUCUUCAGAUGGGACUCAGAAAUGAUCGCCGAAGAUUUGCGAACCCUACGAAGGACCCGUUAAUUCAGCUGUUGCCGUGGCCGUUGCUACUACUUCUAUCUACUACCACAUAUAUCUACUCUAAUCAGCCCAAGAGUAAAGCACACUGUUAGAGGGACGUCCCAAUCCCAAAACUACCAGAGAUAAAUUGAGAAUAUUUAUAUAUUACUUGCUGAGGAUUCCAAUCUAGUCAAAGAAAACGAUAUCUUGAAACCUGCUUGCCA
Molecule: messenger RNA, 2874 nt
Organism: Tigriopus californicus
Lineage: Eukaryota; Metazoa; Arthropoda; Copepoda; Harpacticoida; Harpacticidae
Product: CTTNBP2 N-terminal-like protein
Exons: 6
Coding region: 1134-2636 (500 amino acids)
Source: RefSeq, a predicted model, not a curated record